This is a messenger RNA of Eimeria necatrix, 1749 nucleotides long. RefSeq lists its product as hypothetical. NCBI's taxonomy places the organism in Eukaryota, Apicomplexa, Conoidasida, Eucoccidiorida, Eimeriidae. The record is from RefSeq and is a predicted model, not a curated record. Gene Ontology annotation, biological process: axonemal central apparatus assembly; cilium movement. Gene Ontology annotation, cellular component: axoneme.
AUGGGGAGGGCAAUAGCAGAUGCUAAAACGUGCUUGGCAUCAUCUUGUAUGAGAACCUUUACGACGCAGGGCGUCUUUGAUUGGGGGGAGCUUCUCUCUGGGCGUUCGACAGCAAAUGUCAAGUCUCUGUACUCCAAGGUGAUUUCAGCUGAAGAAAUAAACCUUAUGCAAGUACCCCCAGAGCUUUUGGAUUUCAUGACCUCACUUACAUUGAAGAACGGGUCGCCGUUCACAACUACCGUGAAGGGGAGCUUUGCUGGAGGAACGAACACAGAUGGAGUGCGAUGGAGCUUUUCUACUCAAGAAAUACCAAUAAAGUGCUUUUCCUUUUACCCGGAGCAAGGGGGUACAUUGGAACCAUAUUCCAGCCAGCCGCUUGAUAUUUCCUACGAAGCUUCUCUGAAGGCUUCUACUGCGCAGUGCCGUCUCACUUUUAAGUGUAGUGAUGCUGAGGGAAUAGCCAACGGCUCUGAAGUGAAAUUCUUGGCAAGACUGCAAGCUUUUAAAACUCAUGGCACUGUGAGAAUCUUUGUGUUUCCUUGGGUAGUUUCGGCAGAAUCAUUUUGCAUCGAUGCGGGAAUCGAACUGCCAUCAAAAACGCGUAUCCUCGAUUUUGGCAAGGUGCAAGCGUACCAAGAAGCUGAGAUACCCUACACUAUCUUCAACAGGGGGAAAUACAGCAUCCAAUUUGAUGUCAACAUCAGUAGCCCAAUGCUUCGAAACUUGCUGACGUUAAGUCCCCAGAGAGGGGACAUCAGGCCAGGGGAACAACGAACGUGUGUUGCACGCCUUAGCUGCACUCAUGAAGUUGAGCUCACAGGCACAGAAGAACUUGCAGUCAGUAUCCAAGAUAGUGAUUCUGGUUGGCAGAUAGAGCCUCCACUCCAGCCACUUCAAGUCAUGGCGCUUGUAGCGUUCAACGAAAUAUCAUUAUCUCCCCCUCGGGGCCUCAAUUUUGGCCCAGUGGAAAGCGGAAAAACAAGCGCAUUGCCUGUCGUGCUGGAGAACAAGGGUCGUUUUACAUUCGAGUGGUUCCUGGCUAACCAGGAUUGCAUUUUCACUGCUCCUGAAGAACCAACACGUGGAGCUGAAGCCGUUCAAAAGGGAGAGAAAUCAAAGCAGGGAAAGCCGCCAAAAUCUCAAGGAAAGACUCCAGAAAAGUUUCCUGGGGCAACAUUUGGGCCUUUUAGGGUAGUCCCCGUUCGCGGCCAACUGGAACCUGGGACAAAAGCGCUUAUCCAAGUCGAAUACAAUGCACAAGGAGAUGAAUCACACUCGCUCAAUCUGGCAUUGUUAGUCAAUGGUGUGAAGGUCGAUCAAGGUGGCAAUGUCUCUGUUAGCUCUAUUGGACCUAUCGCUGCAUUUUUUGCCGAUCCGUUUUCACCAAUAGAUUUUGACGCCUACGGUCCCAUCAAGCCAGCAGCAACUUAUUUCAUUCAAGGCCAAAGCAGCAUUCCAAGCAUAAGUCUCGAACCAGAGCAGCUCUUCCACGAGCAGGAAGUAGUAUCUACGAUGGAUGAGGCAUAUGCAAUCUGGAAGAAACGCAGUGGAACAAUUUUCGUGGAAGAAGAGAACUGUCUGUGUUUUGGACCGGUCAUUUGCGGCCUGCCAGGAUCAACUUCAGGCGUUGUUGAAGCGAUACGGAUAGACAAUCCACAGCUUAUUCCUGCAGAAAUAGUAUUUGAAAUUAAACAGGCCGCUAAAGGGCUUCAUGAGAAAAAUGCAAGUAGAACGUUCUUCAGAUGUUGA